This is a messenger RNA of Neodiprion virginianus, 447 nucleotides long. RefSeq lists its product as uncharacterized. Lineage: Eukaryota; Metazoa; Arthropoda; Insecta; Hymenoptera; Diprionidae. The coding region runs from base 1 to 447 and encodes 148 amino acids. The transcript is spliced from 2 exons. The record is from RefSeq and is a predicted model, not a curated record.
AUGAAAAGGCGAAGACCUCCCCUAUCCAACCAACUGGCCACGCAGAGCGAACAGCGUAGGCUCGCUAAAAGAUUUUUGCAAAAGAAAAAUAGGGCGUCGGAUGGAAGAAGAGCGGAAGAAGAAUUCGUAAGGAAUGUGGAGAAGCAAAGAAAUGUCUACAGAUUGCCUCCAAAGUCGGACAGCAAAGGGGAACAGGAACAAGAAGAUAUGAAAGAAAAGAAAGAUAUGGCAACGAAGAAGCAACUGGACAAGAUAAAGAUGGAGGCUGAUAGAGGACCUGAACAACACAAAAAAGUUAGAAAAGAAUCAGAACUGAUGACCAAGGAAAAGCUGGCCGACCUAGAGUCGGAGGCAAUCGGCAGGGACGAUAAGCUCGAGAGACUGGUGAAGAAAGAAGAAGCCAGGGAGAGGAGAGAAAACAAGAAGAACAUCGUAGUCAAGGGAUAG